This is a messenger RNA of Beta vulgaris subsp. vulgaris (sugar beet), 743 nucleotides long. RefSeq lists its product as uncharacterized. The record is from RefSeq and is a predicted model, not a curated record. The transcript has 2 exons. Lineage: Eukaryota; Viridiplantae; Streptophyta; Magnoliopsida; Caryophyllales; Amaranthaceae. The coding region runs from base 311 to 616 and encodes 101 amino acids.
UCUCUACCGACCCUUUGUUUGAUCUCUACCAAAAUGUGGAGAGUGCAAAGGAACUUUGGGAUGCUCUUGAGGCCAAGUACAUUUCGGAAGAUGCUUCAAGUAAGAAAUUCCUUGUUAGUAAUUUUAAUUCUUUUAAAAUGACUAAUGAUCGGCCUAUUAUGGAGCAAUUCCAUGAGGUUCAUCAUAUUUUGAACCAAAUAAGAUCACAUGGUAUGGUGAUGGAUGAGGCAAUUGCGGUUGCCUCAAUCAUUGACAAAUUACCAAAUUCUUGGAAAGAUACAAAACAUCUUUUAAAACAUAAAAGGAAGACAUGUCCAUGGAGCAAUUAGGAACUCAUCUUCGUAUUGAAGAGGGGAUCCGGGCUCAAGAUGGGGUUAAGGAUACUACUCCUAGUAUUCCUAAAUCUACCGUUAAUUUGGUAGAGGUUGGUGGGUCUAGUAAGACCAAGAAAUCCAACAACAAAAACAACAAUAACAAAACCAAUGUUGCAAACAAGAAGAGGAAGACCCUCUCUUGUUGGAUAUGCAAUGGUCCUCAUCUUAAGAGGGAUUGUCCUUCUAACAACAAGAAGAAGACAAAGAACACACAACCUAGUGUUGUUCAAAACCAAGGUUGAUGAUUCUUGGUGGAUAGAUUCGGGAGCCUCUAGACAUGUGUGCAAUAACAAGGAUUUCUUCAAGUCUUUGAAAGAUUUGGAUGAUGGUCCAAUCUUGUAUAUGGGGAAUGAUUCUACGGUAAAGGCU